Molecule: messenger RNA, 690 nt
Organism: Rotaria sordida
Lineage: Eukaryota; Metazoa; Rotifera; Eurotatoria; Philodinida; Philodinidae
Source: the annotation of a GenBank genome assembly
AUGUCCUUACCAACACAUUUAACUGCUAAUGCUUCACAAUUACCUUUUUUCUGUUCAUCAAAUUCACUUAUAUUCUAUCUUGAUGAUCCCAGUUCAUUCUCUCAAGUAUUAACACUUUACAAUCCAUACGACUUUGUUGUUCGUUAUAAAGUAUUAUGUACAGCUCCAAAAAAAUAUUCAUUUGCUGAACCACAAGGAGAAAUUCGUGCACAACAUUCUGUAGAUACUAUUGUACGUCUUCUUGAUACAUCAUCAUCAUCAACAAAUCAGAAUGUUGUGCAUAAAAUUCGUGUACAAUUUUUUGAUCGUCGAAAAUCUCAAGAUCUUAUUGGUAAACGAGAUAUAACUUGUUCAAUUUUAUCUUAUAAACCAUUGGAACAAAAUUUUGAUGACGAACCUAAUAUAACUGGUACAACAAGAAGAAAUCGAUCGAAUACAACAACAACAACAACGACAACAACUAAUCCAAUAACUGUUACACAACAAGAAACACGAGAUCCAGUGGUUGUUAUUAUUUUAACUAUACUUGGUGCCCUAUGUGCAUUUGUUCUUGUAUUACCAACAAUACCAGAUAAUGAAAAUAGUAGUUUCAGUACACGUAUACCAUCAUAUUUACAUAUGACUACUAAUUCAAAAGUAAUUGCAAGUUAUAUACUCGGUCUCUUAACAGUGGUUUUGAUUCGACGAUAA